Nerophis ophidion (straightnose pipefish) is the source of this 5238-nucleotide messenger RNA. RefSeq names its product UDP-glucuronosyltransferase 2A1-like. Lineage: Eukaryota; Metazoa; Chordata; Actinopteri; Syngnathiformes; Syngnathidae. Bases 135 to 1715 code for a protein of 526 amino acids. The transcript is spliced from 2 exons. Gene Ontology annotation, molecular function: UDP-glycosyltransferase activity. The record is from RefSeq and is a predicted model, not a curated record.
GAUAUCAUCAUGUUCUAGAGCAGGAACAAACCUCUGCUAAGCCUUUUGGGACAGAGCGCUUGGAAUUCCCAUAAAAAGGCUGUUGAGCAAUCUUGUUAAGCAGCAGAAUCUGGGAGUUAUAACCGGCUUUGGACAUGUACCGGCCGACGCUGCUAGCGCUCGCUGUGCUACUCAGCGCCUCCGGCUGUGCGACGGGAGGGAAGAUCCUGGUGUUCCCCGUGGACGGAAGCCACUGGAUCAACAUGAAAGUGUUGAUCGAGGAGCUUCACGGCCGUGGCCAUGAGAUCACGGUGAUCCGGCACACGGACAACUGGUACAUCAAGCCGGAGUCCAAUUUCUACAAGACCUUCACCUUGCACUUCUCAAGUGGCUUUGAUCAACACAACUUUGGCUCGUUCGUCACAAGACUUCUGAACAUGCGGAGGGAAGGCGCCUCGGUUUGGGCUCGCCUCGCUCUGGAGUACGAACUGGUCACCACGUUCUACGAACUGAACAAGGGAGUGGUGCAGACGUUGGGGAAUGUCUUCGAGGACAAGGAAACAAUGCAGAGUCUCCGUGACGCCAAAUAUGAUGUGGUUCUGACGGACCCUGCCUUAGGCGGAGGGGUUCUCCUGGCUCACCGUUUAGGUCUGCCACUGGUUUUAAACGUCAGGUGGACAAUUCAGGGUGAAGGACAUCAGUCAAUCGCUCCCUUCCCUUUGUCUUACGUCCCUAUUCCAGGAGCGCUGCUGACAGACAAGAUGACCUUCUUUCAGCGGAUGAAGAACAUGAUGAAUUACUUCUUCACUCGCUGGCAAAUUUGGUACGUGGCAGACUCCAACUACAGGUCAUUUGUCCAUCGCUACUUCGGUCCAGACGUGCACUACAUGGAGCUCUUCCAAGCAGCAGACAUCUGGUUGAUGAGGAACGAUUUCACUUUUGAAUUCCCGCGUCCCACCAUGCCCAACGUGGUCUACAUGUCAGGAUUUCAGUGCAAGCCCUCCAACCCCCUUCCCAAAGAGCUGGAGGAGUUCGUCCAAAGUUCCGGUGAACACGGCGUCAUCGUGAUGACCCUGGGCACUCUAGUCGCCGACCUUCCGGAGGACAUCACAAACGGCAUCGCUGCCGCUUUUGCCCGACUUCCUCAGAAGGUCGUCUGGAGACACCAGGGCAAACGUCCGUCCUCACUCGGCAACAACACGCUGCUUUUGGAUUGGCUGCCUCAAAACGACCUGCUGGGUCACCCCAAGACCAAAGUGUUUGUGGCGCACGGAGGCACCAACGGACUCCAAGAGGCCAUUUACCACGGCGUCCCUCUGGUGGGCCUGCCCCUCAUGUUCGACCAGCACGACAACUUCUUCCGGAUGCAGGUGAGGGGCGUGGCCAAAGUGAUGGACAUCGCCACAGUGAACGAGGGCAACUUCCUGGCGGCGCUGAAGGCGGUGCUCUACGAACCGUCCUACCGCCAGAACAUGACGAAGCUGUCGGCGCUGCACAGGGACCAGCCCAUCAAGCCUCUAGACCGCGCCAUGUUCUGGAUCGAGUUUGUCAUGAGACACAAGGGAGCGGCACACCUACGCACAGAGUCCUACAAGAUGUCCACCGUCCAGUACUACUGCAUCGAUGUGCUGGCCUUCUUACUGGCGCUCGUGCUAACAGUCGUUGCCGUUUUUGUUUCACUGCUAAAGUUCUUGUGGCGAAGGUUGCUUUCUAGAAGCAAACUGAAAAAGGAAUAAUAGGACAGGGACACUUUGUAUAAUAGAUAUGUUUAAAAAAUAUACGAUCACAAAAUAUUUUGAACCUUCCUUCCUCGUUUUCUACCGGGUUUGAACGUUUCUUUGUCUUUCCUGCUUUUUAAUUCCACUCACUUCAGCGACAAAAUUCUGUUUGCAGAUGUGAGGGGGGGGGCGCAACUGGCUUGAGUACAAGGGGGCGGGGUUUGAAAAGGUUUGAAGUACAGUAAAUUCCAGACUACAAGCCGCUACUUUUUUCCUACGAUUAUUUAUGGAUUUUUCUUCGCUGUUGGCCAUAACGCAAAUAGUUAAAAAAAAAAAAAAACUGAGACAUUGAAAAGGGCUCUUAUUGUUUGUGCUAUGGCAGGGGUCGGGAACCUUUUUGGCUGAGAGAGCCAAGAAGCCAAAUAUUUUAAAAUGUAUUUCCCUAAGAGCCAUAUAUUUUUUUUUAACACUGAACACAACUAAACGUGUGCAUUUUUAAGUAAGACCAACAUUUCCAGAGUAUAAUAGGUCUCUUAUUCUUUAUAAUAACAUUGUUAUCCUGAAGCUAACUGUGGUGGGGGUGUGGCCUGCGGGCCUGCAGCAAAGCAGGAUGUUGCCAGGACAGGCCUCGAAAUCAGCGACAGGUGCGUAGACGGCCCACCUGGGCCUUGUUAUCUAAUCACCUGUCGCUCUGUUAUAAGCAGCAGCCAGGAGGAGAGACAGGGUUGGGGCUGGAGCCAGAGCGCGAAUGAGGACGAAAGAGAAAAAGACAAUUGCUGGAAAGCAACAGAGAGAACAAUAAAAUAAAACAAUACUGUAAACCUAAAACAGUGUCUUGGUGGUCUGAAAAACCCCCAGUAAUAAAUAAAUUACUUCUUACCAUUAAUGCAACUUCUUGAACAUAAAAAAGCAUGAGAAUGUUUUAUAUUUUGAACGUUAUUUUUAACACUGUGAUUACAAGUGGAAUUAUCGUGUUAAGCAAUGUCAGCUCAGAUUUAUCCGAGAGCCAGAUGCCGUCAUCAAAAGAGCCACAUCUGACUCUAGAGCCAUAGGUUCCCUACCCCUGUGCUAUGGCGUCAUCUUUUGGACGAGUUUGCUCAUUGGAGGUGCUAAAGUGCCCCUCUGUGUAGAGCUUUUAACCAGAAGUCAAAGUAUAAUCGCGCCUUCUAAUCGUCAAUAACGUUUCUACUCAUAUGGAUUCUUCAUUCAUCACUCCAAGCAACGUUUGUAAGUGUAACAUUACAACUAAAACAAUUCUUACUUACUAAACCGUCCGUGUGUGAUGAGCGUAGUAGGAGUGUUUUCAUGCAUAUUUGUACAUGCUUACCAUGAAUUGAUUAACGUGGACCCCGACUUAAACAAGUUGAAAAACUUGUUCGGGUGUUACCAUUUAGUGGUCAAUUGUACGGAAUAUGUACUGAACUGUGCAAUCUACUAAUAACAAGUUUCAAUCAAUCAGUCAAUCAAUGCUAUUAUAAUGUAAUGACGCUAGCGUGGUUAGCAUUGGGAAUAUGCUAUCGCAUUUACAAGUGUCUGUUAGUAUUAGUAACUUAAAUUGCCAUUCUUUAAGUCAGGGGUCGGGAACCUUUUUGGCGGAGAGAGCCAUGAAAGCCAAAUGUUUCAAAAUGUAUUUCCGUCGGAGCCAUAUAACAUUUUUCAACACUGAAUACAACUAAAUUUGUGCAUUUUUAAGUAAGACCAACAUUUGUAGAGUAUAAUAAGUCUUUUAUUCUUUUUAACAACAUUGUUAUUCGAAAAGUUAACCAAUAAUAAAUAUAAUACUUCUUACCAUUAAUGCGACAUCUUGAACAGGUGCGGUAGAAAACGGAUGGUUGGAUUAAAAUUUGAAUUUAUAAUUUGAACGUUAUUUUUGAAACUGUGAUUACCAGCGGAAUUAUUCAUUACUUAUCGUGCUAAGCAAUGUCAGCUAAGAUUGAUCUGAGAGCCAGAUGCAGUCAUCUGGCUCUAGAGCCAUAGGUUCCCUAUCCCUGGUUUAAGCAUUAGACACCUUUUUACCUGCACUAUGCCUCCCGCUGUUUCCCACAUCUACAAAGAAAUUAGCUACCGACUGCCACCUACUGAUAUGGAAGAGUAUUAUACGUUUACUCGGCUUAGCUCGGUUAGGAGAGUGGCCGUGCUAGCAACCUGAGAGUUCCAGGUUCGAUUCCCGCUUCCGCCAUCCUAGUCACUGUUGUUGUCUCCUCGGGCAAGAAACUUUACACACCUGCCCCCAGUGCCACCCACACUGCUUUAAAUGUAACUAAGAUAUUGGGUGUCACUUUGUAAAGCGCUUUGAGUCACUAGAGAAAAGCGCUAUAUAAAUAUAAUUAUCUGAGAGCCAUAUGUAGUCAUCAAAAGAGCCACAUCUGGCUCUAGAGCCAUAGGUUCCCUACCCCUGCUUUAAGUAUUGUUUUAGUUUCACAAAUUUGUCAGUAAAUCACCAAAACGUCCCUGUGGAGUUACUGAGUCUGUUUAGCUGAUUGGAGAGCUAGCUUCUGCACCUAGUGGGUCCAUGACCAUGACUUCUGUUUUGCUUGAUCAGCCGUUUUACUGCCGUGUUACAGACACCGUUUGGAAACAAUUAAGGCAUGUAAAUAAACAUUUUGGAAUAUUACCAUGUACAUAACUCCUUUCACAGCGUACAGUGGGGCAAAAAAUUAUUUAGUAAGCCACCGAUUGUGCAAGUUCUCCCGCUUAAAAUGAUGACAGAGGUCUGUAAUUUUCAUCAUAGGUACACUUCAACUGUGAGAGACAGAAUGUGGGGGAAAAAAUCCAGGAAUUCACAUUGUAGGCAUUUUAAAUAAUUUAUUUGUAAAUUAUGGUGGAAAAUAAGUAUUUGGUCAACCAUUCAAAGCUUUCACUGAUGGAAGGAGGUUUUGUCUCAAAAUCUCACGAUACAUGGCCCCAUUCAUUCUUUCCUUUAUCACGGAUCAAUCGUCCUGUCCCCUUAGCAGAAAAACAGCCCCAAAGCAUGAUGUUUCCACCCCCAUGCUUCACAGUAGGUAUGGUGUUCUUGGGAUGCAACUCAGUAUUCUUCUUCCUCCAAACACGACGAGAUGAGUUUAUACCAAAAUGGAUACAUGGAUGAUACAGCAGAGGAUUGGGAAAAUGUCAUGUGGUCAGAUGAAACCAAAAUAGAACUUUUUGACCAAAUCAUUAUUUUCCACCAUAACUUACAAAUAAAUUCUUUAAAAUUCCUACAAUGUGAAUUCCUGGAUUUUCUUUUCACAUUCUGUCUCUCACAGUGGAAGUGUACCUAUGAUGAAAAUUACAGACCUCUGUGCAAGUUCUCCCACUUAAAAUGAUGACAAUCGGUGGCUGACUAAAUCCUUUUUUGCCCCACUGUAUACAUCUGCGGCCUAUACUCCGCUGCGGUUAAUAUACGGAAAUGUUUUUAUCUAUUUUUUUUCUGGGUGUGGCUUGUAUACCGGUUCGCUUUAUACUACGGAAAUUAAGUAAAAUGACGACAUGGGAAGCAAAUUGUUCAAUAAUGUAUUUUACUGUAUGUGCAAAAUAAUAAAAUGAAUAGAUUCCGAUUGUG